This is a messenger RNA of Trichoderma virens Gv29-8, 1716 nucleotides long. RefSeq lists its product as uncharacterized. The transcript has 2 exons. Lineage: Eukaryota; Fungi; Ascomycota; Sordariomycetes; Hypocreales; Hypocreaceae. The record is from RefSeq and is a predicted model, not a curated record. The annotation marks the transcript as partial.
UCCUCCUCACAAGAGCCAUCGACUGUUAAAUGGGUCAUUGGAUGGCGAUUCCCUGUCUUGGUGCUCUCUACAUUUCUGACCGGGAUACUUGUCGACGUGGCCCAUCAUAUCUAUUAUCAAAGCCUAGAGAACACCCCAGUGCAGUCCUCCAACCAGCAGGUCUGGGCCAUUAGGAUUGGAUCUGGCCUAGCAUUUCUCAAUAAAACCUGCUUGGUCGCAGUCAUGGGCAUGGUUGCCACUCAGCAGAUAUGGUUCACUGUACGACGCAAGUUCAUCACGCUGCGAGGGAUUGAUAACAUGUUCAAACUUAUGAACGACCCGACCGCCAUCUUCAAUCGUGAUUUAUUGACGCGAGCAAAAACUCUUGUUCUACUAGCCAGCCUUUCUUGGCUUGUGCCGCUGAUCGCCGUUGUCACACCAGCGACGCUUUCUGUUAGAAUAUCGCUAGAGACAACAACCAUCCCCACAAUUGUGCCAACUGUUAGUUUCGGCAACUACUUCAACUGGGUUUUGAGAACAACGGCCGAUGUGGGCCCAAGUGCGGACAUAAGCCGUCUUUUCUCUGCCACAUGCUCAUCAGUUUCAUACCUACCAUUGGCAGCGCCGUUCCCCAACUCAUCCUAUGAGCUUAGCUAUUGGGCUCCAACUUACAAGUGCGGCAACCUUGACGAGUUUCUGGCUGAACUGAUAUCCCCCUCUUGGGAGCGGUGGAACUGGAUGUUAGACCCUGAUCCAUCAUCAUUCAAGGAAGCUUGGGACGAGGAGAUUAAACUACAGCCAGACCAUGCCUACCUGGCCGUGAUUCCCGAAAGAACACCAAAUGCCUUUUUCAUCUGGGCGGCGGGAACCGGCUCUGGUUCGGGCAACUCAUCGAACGGCACCAAGAUUGUUUGCCAUCUUUACAACACCACUUAUGAACUAUCUAUACGCUUUGACAACGGCGUCCAAUCAAUUAUACCUGUCAAUAUCUCUUAUCUACAUCCACAGGGGUGGACCUACGAUUACGGGCCAGACCUACCUGGCGAUGACGACGAGACAAUCACAUCUUGGAUAACAAGACGUCUAUUCAGCUCCCUUUUGUCAGGGAGCAUAAUCAUAGAUGGGGAGGAUGAAUCCAUCAACACAGAUCCGGAAGGUAAACUCAACUUCAUUGCAGAUUCCGAAUCACAAAUGCCCUUAUUAAAUUCGGGGCUUAUUAGCUGCCCUGAAAUGUGGAAUUCGAGCAUAUUCAACCAGACUUGGUUUCAUCAACCCAGUGGUUUUGGCAGCUGUCGUAAUCAAUCUCUGGCCAAAGCGAUUGAGGAUCUGUCGAGGAAUUUUACAUACAGCCUGAUGACUUUCCAGCAAGACAACCAUGUAUUCAAUGCUAUUGUUCCAGUUGCAAUGACCGCUCCCCACAAUCUGUAUUCUUACGACAAGACAACCCUGGUGGCCACCUAUGUAGCAGGCAUAUGUGUCGUCUUUUUUUGGAUAGGUAUCGGAUAUAUUACUCUCUGGAGUAACGGUAUUGUAAGUAGCACGUCUUUUUCAGCCAUACUUCUCACUACGAGAAAUACCUACUUCGACAGUCUCGCGAAAGGAUACUCGGUAGGGUCGGAUACACUCCCCGACGAGAUUGGCAACGUGCGGCUGAAAUUUGGACGCGUGAAUAAUGAAAAACUGGGAGAGCACGCUGCAUUUGGCAUUGACGGAACUGUCACUAAACUUCAGAAGGGA